GUGGUGAACCAGACCGUCCCCUGAGCCGUUGCCUAUCUGAAAUCCGGCCGGCUCCGCUACCAAAUCCACGUCAUCAGUCACCCCGCCGCUUCUCCCUUUUCCGAAGGCCGUCGGCUUCUCGGGGUACUGUAGAUCGGCGGGCUUCCGGGGAAUUUACGACAGCUUGGCUGAAAACCUCGAAUUUUGACUUGCGACAAGGGGUCGAAGAGCCGGAAGAGCAGCAAGAACCAGAAGAAGCUAUGGGAGUGCCGACACAAGCCGACCAACUGGACCAUGUACGCUUUACGAGCGGUAUUGAACGACCAGUUCAGCUAACAAGAAUUGAUUCAAACUACUCGAUUAGUGAAAACGAGGAGGAAAGCGAAAAUGGGUCGACACUGGAUAUUGACAAGACUCCCGAGUCUGCAGAAACCACUUGGCUUAGGGAUAAAAAGGCAAAAACAUCACUACUCACAGCAUGUACAGUAUUCUACGCACUGUUCUUAACCAUUUUCUCACUGGUACUCGAGCUGGCUCACUUGCUCAAUGAUGAGGAAUCCCGGAAGCUGAACAAGAAGGAUAUUAUAUUUGGCCUAUACAUGUAUGGCGGGUCUCUGUUGUUCUUUUUCUACAUGUACAUUGUCCUACUACUCAACCCAAGAUGGUAUUCAACUAUGGAAUAUUUGAAGAAACUCUUCGGAAUCUGCAGAACCAGUCCCAAAGUUGCUCCAUCCUCAGACUCCCUCAGCUCAGCUGCGGCGACAGUCCGGAAAGUGACCCACAGUAGUCCGUCGGCGGGCAGUUUAUUUCUGAGAUUGGGCUCUGUCGUUUUCGGUGUGACCGGAGUGGUUUACUACGCGUUUCUGGUAUUUCUCUGUGAGCUCGACCCGAAUUGCUCAGCGCUGUCCACCUCGUUGGAUGUCUGCGCGAUUCUGUUCAUUUUCAUCCAAAUGCACUUUAUUUUUUGCAAUUGGAAAUUAUCGAUUACCGGGUCACAUAUGGUGGCGAGGGUUGGUACCAUGCAUUUAGUCGCGGCAAACUUAUGGACAUGGAUUCGUUAUGUUCUUAUGGAGGAGGGCGUCAUGGAGAAGGAAAUUAGAGAAGUGUUCAACCACCGCCCGCCGGGCCAUAACUAUAUGCGGAGCAACUCCUCCGACUCGUCGUCCUCCGCCGAAAACUCAAUGGAGCAAUUUUUGGGAGACGGCUCACAUGAAGAUGAGCAUUUUGAGAAGAAAAUUAUGCCUGGCAGUUGUCAAGCUGUUGAGUGUAUUUUGGGAAGUAUGUCAGAAAUAAUGUUCACCUCAAUUGUCGAGUACUCCUUAAUAGCCGCGGCGGUCAUGUACAUUGUCUGGAGGAAUAUUGGCCGCCAAGACCAGGGCUCCACCUAUGUUAAGCGAAAGCACCAAAUCCGUGUAGAUUGCUCCAAAACUACUACUGGACUAUUUCUGGGUCUAGCUUUCUUGGCAGUAACAUUCACUUCAAUGGUGGUUUAUUAUGGAUUCACUAUGAUGAAUAAGUCACAGAGCGCGGCGUUCGUCUACGCGUUUACUGACAUGUUUCAGUACGUCCUCUCAACAAUCGGAGUUCUCACCGCUAUCUAUCAAAUGCGAGCUCUCAAAUAUUUCAAUAAAAAGACGAAAUUACAAAAUUCGGAUCAAGAACUGUUGGAUCAAAUUUUGCUUUCAAUUGGUUUAGUCGGAGAGCUAAUUUAUUCCGUAGCUGGACUCGUCGGGCUCACCGGAGAGAAGCAGUGGACCAAUUUUUCAUUUAUCUUGCUUUUUGUGCAUAUUUUUAGGCUUAUUCAGGUUGGCACCCAAACGUUCCUAUUACACGUGGCAAGAAGUGUCCGAAUGGGAUGUGAGCAUCGAGAGGCUCAACCUGGAAAGCAGGCGAUUACGUUUUUGCUCACUGCGAAUUUAGCCAUAUUUUUCAUGAAUUUAUUUGAAAGUGAAAAAGCGGGAGUUUCUGAGAUGAUCAUUGAAUACUACGGAAAGCGCUCGUGGGUCUUCCUUGUGCGAAGCUUCUCCCCACUCACCAUUUUCUACCGAUUCCACAGCUCUGUGUGCUUCGCCGAGAUCUGGAAAAACGUAUACGCUGCUAAAACUCAUCUGGUGCACAACUCGGCAACCUCCACAGCUACUCCUAUUAAUAUUUAAUUUUUUUUUGUUUUUCGAAAAAAAUUCGAACAAUUUUUUUUGGUAUUUUUAAUUUUGUUCUAUUUGUAAAAUGUCAACGAUGUUCUUUUUGUUACGGGUUUUCUGGAUUAUGAACCUAUUUUUAAUGAAAAGUUUGU
Messenger RNA from Caenorhabditis elegans, 2272 nucleotides. RefSeq names its product OToPetrin-Like (gene otpl-1). Gene Ontology annotation, molecular function: proton channel activity. Gene Ontology annotation, biological process: proton transmembrane transport. Gene Ontology annotation, cellular component: plasma membrane; membrane. Lineage: Eukaryota; Metazoa; Nematoda; Chromadorea; Rhabditida; Rhabditidae. The record is from RefSeq and is marked reviewed.